Danaus chrysippus (African queen) is the source of this 435-nucleotide messenger RNA. The record is from the annotation of a GenBank genome assembly. NCBI's taxonomy places the organism in Eukaryota, Metazoa, Arthropoda, Insecta, Lepidoptera, Nymphalidae.
AUGUAUCCUCAGGGCAGUGAGGUGUCCCCGUACGGGUCGUUGUGGGACGCCCCUCCAGCCUCUGUGCCGUAUCCAGAAAUCCUGGCCUUCCCACCAGCCGACCUGGUUUGGUCGGCGGCAGGAUGUGGACGGAGCAGUGCCAGGUCCACCCCCGGAAAGAAACCGCGGCGUCGCGUGGCCUCCGUCGCUCAACGACGAGCAGCGAACAUCCGUGAACGAAGACGAAUGUUCAACCUUAACGAGGCAUUCGAUAAAUUGAGACGAAAAGUGCCAACAUUCGCAUACGAGAAGCGUCUUUCGCGCAUUGAAACACUUCGUCUGGCGAUCACGUACAUCAGCUUCAUGUGUGAACUGCUGCAUGGUUCACCACAGCCACAUCAUGCGUCACUGCACUCCCGACAUGUCUUCGACACUGAUGUUCCGUGGUGUGCUUAA